AUGGAAAACAAACCGGAACGGCAAUUAGAGGCAGUCAAUAAGGUUUAUAACAUCACGUCGUUUCCAAACCAUCAGGGGUUAUAUUUCGAACACCAUGGUCCAGUAAAAGUGACUCGCCUCAGUUCGGAUCUAGUAGCUUAUAUUGACCUAGCAACUCCAACUUCUAAAUUUUCGGUAAUAAAGUCACGGUAUGAAGAUACUGUGGAGAUCUGUAAGCAGGUGACCGAGCGAUUCUUAGAGUUAUCGCCCACCUGCGAUCAGUUCGUUCAGACGUUUGCCCGUGCAACGUUACCUACCAUGUAUGAAAUUGAGGCCAAUCAUCGCAACAUGAUGGUAAUUGGCUACAAUUCUUCAGAGGGGGGAAGAAUGCGUCGAGGAUUAGGCAGCAAUAUUUAA
Macrosiphum euphorbiae (potato aphid) is the source of this 396-nucleotide messenger RNA. The record is from the annotation of a GenBank genome assembly. Lineage: Eukaryota; Metazoa; Arthropoda; Insecta; Hemiptera; Aphididae.